Molecule: messenger RNA, 1791 nt
Organism: Fusarium odoratissimum NRRL 54006
Lineage: Eukaryota; Fungi; Ascomycota; Sordariomycetes; Hypocreales; Nectriaceae
Exons: 2
Coding region: 1-1791 (596 amino acids)
Biological process (GO): regulation of DNA-templated transcription; DNA-templated transcription
Molecular function (GO): DNA-binding transcription factor activity, RNA polymerase II-specific; zinc ion binding; DNA binding
Source: RefSeq, a predicted model, not a curated record
AUGUCAACGAGUCCUACUUCCUCCAGGGUUGUUGCACGGCAAGCAUGCGAUGUAUGUCGCCUCCGGAAACGAAAAUGCAGCUUUGGUUCCCAGGGCAGCCUGCUCUGGACGAAUAUACUAGACUCGUCCAUGACGUGCGACAACUGCAAAAAGUCAAACUCCCAGUGCACGUUUCAGUUACCAUCGAAAGCACGAGGCCCGAAAAGGAAGACCGAGUACCGACUCAGCGUUUCUGGGUCAGCCCUUUCAGAAGCCGACUUGGGUCUAGAAGCUCAGAGUCCCACUUCGCCACAGUCGUUUUCAAACCCCGGGAGCUCCUUUACAUCGCUUGCAGAGCCUUCUGUGUCACCUGCAAGCUGUAUACUCCCAUAUGCGACUGACAUCCUUUUCCCGCGAGACCUUGUGCGGUUCAUUCUCAACGACUAUGUAACAUACGUUUAUCCACUGAUCCCUGUGAUUCACCGCCCAUCGUUUGAAACAGACCUUGACGGGAAUCGUGACUUACACGAUGAUGAUUUUCUCACAUUGAUCGUCUCUUUAUGCGCCGUUACUGUCGGACUAUUGCCGUCUAGGUUGCAAACCUAUCGCGAGUUCUCAAGUCCCCUGCCAUUCCGCACACGCUCAGAGAUGGCGAACUGCUGUUACAAGCUCAACCAAAGCUUUCGAGACACGACGUAUUUCGAUACGGUCAGUCAUCAAAAACGGGCGAGUAGCUUUCUCCUAGGCGUCACGUUUCAUCAGACGGGCAAUAACAACCUCUGGCGGAUGUUUGAAGUGGAAUCCAUGCAGCUGUUACGUCUGUUGGAAGUGCAGCACAUCUCGAGCUAUGCGGGCUUGGACGCCAUAGAGGUCCAACUGCGCAAAAAGGCUUUUUGGUUGAUGUUCUACGGCUAUUUGCAUCAGAUGCAUAACUUGCGCAACGAGCGGUUGACAUUUCUCGACCCUGUAAUGUCAUGUGAAAUCAAUUUCGAAGACCUCAUGCCGGUUCCCGUGGACGACGAAUAUAUAUCAUCCAGCGGCAUCCUUCCAUGUCCUGAGACUGAAGCCUCUCAGUCUCUGACCUCGGGCUUCAACAUCCAUUCGCGCAUUUUCUCGGCUGCUUUAAGACCUCCAGGUUCGGAUGCCAAGAGGCAUUGCAUCUGCAGCCACGUGCAAGAUCCCGCGGUGCGUCUAGCGUCUCUCCAAGAUAGGGUGCAUCACCUCAAGUUUAUGCUCGACACGGUGUUGCCGGCAUACAGAUCAUGGAACAAGUCCACUACAGCCGCCGCUCCUACUACUUCGCCUGGGCGAGAUAAUGUGGCAAAUAUACAGCGCGAAGCCAUUCGUGCCAAUAUACACGUCACGCAAUUGUGGCUUCAAAUUAUGCUACUUGAUCAAAUUGACACACUUGGCGGCCAGCGUGGAAAGGGAUUCACGAGUCCUUCGAUGGCGUAUUCUACCUCAUCCCCAAGACCACAAGACUUUGCAUCAUGGGAUGAACGCGAAGAUAUCUGUCGACAAUUCCUACAUCUCUUGAAUUCACUCUCUCAACCCAGUCUAGAACCGAAUGGUCUUUCUCUGGUGUACAAAGUCAGAGACGUCGCUGUUUCGCUGUUAUCGUGUCCAUAUGAUCCUUCUGAAGAGCGGACACGGCGAGCAACAGAGUAUCUGCGCGAGUUCGCUAGACUCUUAUCCAUAUUUGAUGCCAGCGAGCAGGUUAACUUAUUAAGUCUGCAGAGUUGGAUUGAUACUAGUCGAGAUAAGCAUACAAUAGAGUUGCAAAUUCCAUUUAACCUGAUGGAGUCAGGAUGA